CGGCGUGUCAAAAACAACACCCCACAAACUUUUCUAAAAAGCCUUGGCGAUUCUCGUAAACGCUCGUUCCGUAUUAAAUUAGCAGCCCCUUCCGUUGCCGUCCCCGCCGGAACCAAACACGCAACGAUAUGGAUUCGAUGGUUCGAUACGUGUCGCCGGUAAACCCGGCCGUCUUUCCUCACCUGGCCAGUGUGCUGCUCCUUUUCGGAACCUUCUUCACGGCCUGGUUCUUCGUGUUUGAGGUGUCGCGCCCCAAGCAGCCAUCCAAGGAGAGCGUCAUCUUCAAGGAGCUCUUGAUCAGUCUGUUUGCCUCCCUGUUUCUGGGUUUCGGUGUCCUGUUUCUGCUUCUCUCGGUCGGGUUGUACGUGUAACGGGCCGAGGAAUAGAUAAAAGUGGCGGUUUUUCACAUUCUGCUCUCAUAACAUUCUCUAAAAUAACACAUUGCACACGAGAGCUCUCAGGCAAACCCUCAGAAAACGCCAGUCUGCCCGAGUCACAUGCAGAACGGUGGCAGUAGGCUCUUCCCUACGGAGAAGGGCGCAUCGCAACCGCACGCAUCGGUGUCCAUGGAAACUAAUUGAAUAUUAUGUGAAUGAUUUAGCUCGUAAGCCCAAUCGUCGUCGUAAGAAAUACAACAGCCUCAAACCAACCGAC
This is a messenger RNA of Anopheles aquasalis, 654 nucleotides long. RefSeq names its product oligosaccharyltransferase subunit 5 kud (gene kud). The record is from RefSeq and is a predicted model, not a curated record. Gene Ontology annotation, cellular component: oligosaccharyltransferase complex. NCBI's taxonomy places the organism in Eukaryota, Metazoa, Arthropoda, Insecta, Diptera, Culicidae.